Molecule: messenger RNA, 843 nt
Organism: Aspergillus vadensis CBS 113365
Lineage: Eukaryota; Fungi; Ascomycota; Eurotiomycetes; Eurotiales; Aspergillaceae
Exons: 1
Coding region: 1-843 (280 amino acids)
Source: RefSeq, a predicted model, not a curated record
AUGCCUUCCUCAUCCGAGCUCGCCCUCAUCAGGAAGUGCCCUCCUACACCCUACAAGGACCUGCAAGCCCUAAUCAAGGCCAUUGCAGAUUUACAACAAAGACUGGAAACAGAAGAUGUCAGCCAAUACCUAACUUUCAAAGAUGUUUCUUUGAAAGACUUUCGAUUUAUUGAAAGUCAUCGAAAGAAACUCGGCAGCGCAGUCCGUUUCACCUACUACCCUGAAAUCAGCACCCUCGUACUCAAGGUGGUUACUAACACCACCGAAACUGUGCAUGAUAAUCUCUACUACAAUAUAUCGAGCAAGCUCGCUAACAUGGACAUCGAUAUCGAUCAGUUCGUGUCCCUCGGAGCCUCAGAAUUCGAAGGACCAUGGGGCUCGAUCAAAGAAGGGGACGGUGCCUUCAAAAACCCUGCUGUUCGAUCCGAUAAGCGGCACUGGCCUUCCUUCGUGAUUGAAUCUGCAGUGUCUGAUGAUUCUAUGCCACGUCUGCGGCAGGAUGCUGCAUGGUGGAUUGCAAACUCCGUUGGGGAGGUUAAGGUUGUCUUGAUCAUCAAUGUGUUGAUGAGAAUCAAGUGUAUCGUGCUUGAGAAAUACGGCCCCGAAGAUCAAAAGUCUCAUAACACUAGGUCUCAGUCUAAGGGAGGCCCUAAUGAUUACCGGCCUGUGCUGAAAUCCAGGACUACAGUAAAUUAUGGAACUGAAUCACCCCAUGUGGAGGGUGAUUCAGUCGAGCUAAAGUUCAAGGAUCUUAUGGGAAGAUCGAAAGGGUCAUCUGAAGAGGAUGUUGAGAUCGGUCAAGCUGAGCUGUUGGAGCUUGCUAAAUCAAUUUUUGGGAAUUGA